AUGGAUAGUAUUCGAUCAACAGCAAAACUGAAAAUAGAGCUAGAAAACGAUAGUCUGACCAUGUUUGGAUCUGCGCAAGAAUCUGCUGGUUGCGUUUUACGAGGCGUAUUACAUUGUACAUUGACUCAACCCAUGAAGAUCAAAUCUAUCAGUUUACGCUUUACCGGGAAAACAGUCUUGACUUGGUCUGAACCCUUGGGAAACGGACAAGAACGAUUAUAUCAUGAAGACGAACAAACGGUGAUAGACAAUCAAUUUUAUUGUCUUUCACGUCAACAAAAACUUCAUACACUUCCCAUUGGUGAUCAUACAUAUAACUUUGAAUUUGUACUUCCUGGUCAUCUUCCUGAAACAACUCAUGUGAUCAACUUUUAUCAAGUCGAAUACAAACUCAAGGCAAUGGUGGAACGUCCAGCGUUUAUACCAAACCAAACAACUAGACAAGCUAUUCAUGUUUCUCGUCAAUUAUUUUCACCAUUCUCUCCUGAAUUUAUGGAACCUGUCUAUGUAGUGAAACGACACGAAAAUAUGUUGGAAUAUACUGUGUCCAUGCCAACCAAGAUCUAUGCUUAUGGUGACACCAUCUCAUUAUCUAUCAACAUUUCAGCUUUACAUGACUAUAUUCAACCGGAUUCCCUCACUUGCAACUUGAAAGAAUACAUUAUCCUCGGUAAUUUUGGCAAUUCAUCUGGAAACAACCCUGGUAUGGUCAUCGAUGGUACAAGAGCACAUGGGCGACACCUUUUUUCAACAAGGAUCAAGCAUUUUACUACCACUAAUCAUCAAACAUGGACUAAACAAUUGGAAGUAGGAUUGCCAACCGCUAAGAAUGAAAUGCAUUGUGAUAUGGACAACGAUAUGGUACGCGUACGACAUAAAUUUAAGUUUAUAUUGGACUUUCAUGACGCUCGGACUGGUCAUUCUAUGCAAAUGCGAACAGCCGUGCCUAUCAACAUCUGCGCCUUGUCUCUCAAUACACACCAAUUACCUGCUUAUGAAUCUUCUUCACAGGACGUUAUCUAUGAUCCAUCAAACCGUUCAUCACUAGCUCAUCAUUAUCAUCAUCAUCAUCAUCAUCCGAAUACAGUCAAUUAUUAUGAAAUACUUGAAAUUACACAAGAAGCAACUGAUAAUGAUAUCAAAAAGGCUUACAGAAAGCUUGCUCUAAAAUAUCAUCCUGAUAAGAAUCCUUCACCCGAUGCAGCUGAAAAAUUCAAGGAAAUAAGUCAUGCCUACGAAAUUCUAUCUGACCCUCAAAAACGACACAUAUACGAUAUGGGUGGUGAUACUGCUGGAGGUGAACAAGCUUACUCAUCCUCAGCCUAUGAUCGCUUUGGAGGAAGACAACGUGAUUUAUUCCAAAGUAUGUUUGAUGAUCCUUUCAUGACUGGACAAUCUCAAAGUAUGUUUGGUUCAUCCAUGACAAUGGGUGGUGAUCCUUUUGGUGGAAUGGGUUCUCAUAUGUUUCAUCAUUUUGGUGGUGGUGGUCUUGGUGGAAUGUCUUCAUUCUCUUCUUCUUCAUCCUCUUCCUCCUUUGGUGGCGGAGGCGUAUCACAAAGCACAUCAACAACUAUUCGCAAUGUCAAUGGAAGACAAGAAAGGGUAACAGUGACAAAAGUACAAGAUCAAAAUGGAACACGCAUCACUGAAGAUUAUGGGAAUGGGCGAAGACGUGUUGUAAUCAAUGGUGUAGAACGUGAAAAUACUCUAGAUUAUGCAAAUAGUGACCAUCGAAUUGGCGCUUCACAACAAUACCAACAACAACAACAACAACAACAGAUCUCACAGGGUGGUCCUGGCUAUUCGCAAACACAACAAUACCAAAGUUAUGAUGGAUCCAAUCCUAAUUAUUAUGGACACUAG
Molecule: messenger RNA, 1863 nt
Organism: Halteromyces radiatus
Lineage: Eukaryota; Fungi; Mucoromycota; Mucoromycetes; Mucorales; Cunninghamellaceae
Exons: 8
Coding region: 1-1863 (620 amino acids)
Cellular component (GO): nucleus; cytoplasm
Molecular function (GO): protein-folding chaperone binding; protein folding chaperone
Source: RefSeq, a predicted model, not a curated record